AUGUCAGAUUACAUAUUUUGGCCUAAUGAAUUACUUCGAAAGGAAUCAUCAUUCGAAAAUGAGGAACUAAUAAUUAUAGCCAUUAAACUUGAGGAAACAGAUUAUGUGGUAAUUGCUAUAGAGCAGAGCUCCAUACUGCAGGAUACCUUAAAUCUAGAAUACCCAUAUACUAUUUUGGGAAAUAGAGACAACCAAGGAAAUUGGACUAUUAACAUCCCACACUUUACCAUUGUAGAAUUUGAAGUACCGAAAUUUAAAAUGAUGCAAUUUUACUCAAUUGAACCCAUUUCCCUCAUAUUACCAAAGAAUAAUACAGUUGAUAACCCUAUAUUAAAGAAAAUCCCUAAUAUCGAAAAACUAAUAUCGUAUGAAAGGUACAAGGCCAGAAAUUAUAAACUGAACAAAACGAUAGACAUUAUUAACACAUACAACUCAACUUUGAAUGCAUUUCAUCACUCAUAUCCAAUGAUUGGUAAAUCUAAGGAAAAUAAUUCCUCAGGUAUAAUUUCAUUACAAAGAUGGUACACUUCUACCGUGAUUCAUAAAUUAACAUGCUACAUUACCUUCUAUAUUACAUUCUGUGCUUGUUACAUAGCUUAUUUUGGUUCUCAUUUCUUGAGAAAAAUUGUACCCACACUUUUAAGACUUUCUGCUACAGCAAAACAGAUUGAUCUUAGGUUCCAACAAAUCUGUUAUUUUCCUGUCCAAUAUAUGAAAAUAAAUCAAACAAAGCCACAAGGGAGGACAACUUCCGAAUAUAGGCGGCUAAAUGACGAAAGUUCUACCAAAAAGAUAGAACCUUCUUGCAAAUUUUACCCUGAUUAUAUCAGAUUCUACAAUACAUUAUGGUUAAUAGUUAACGAUACAUCCUUUGGGCUGAUGCUUGGGGCAGUCUUACACGACAACCAUGAUGUAAUUGUAAAUACAUUAAGCGACGUAAUAAUGACUACGCUAUAUGAAAAAAUGAUUGAAGUGACUUAUAGCUUGGCUAAUAAUCCAUUUGGUAUAAAGCUUAAUCACGAAUUGGCUUCCUUUCUUUCAGAACUUUUUUAUUGGAUAAUGGAAUUUUCUUACAAUUCCCUAAUAAAAUUUGCCAGUGAUAAAGAAAAAUUGAGUAUAUUCUUAACAUUUGUCACUAAUAUUUCAUGUAUCUUUGGUGCCUCUUUUGGAAUAUCACUAAUUGUAGAUUUUUUCAGUUUAUUGUCAUUUCACAUAUACCUCUUCUAUCAUAUUAGUUGUAAACUGUACCAUUGGCAACUAAACACACUAAUUAGUUUGUUCUAUUUAUUUUGUGGCAAAAAGAGGAAUGUUCUUAGAAAGAGAAUAGAUUAUGAUUAUUUUGAAAUAGAUGAAUUACUAUUAGGUACAUUACUAUUUAUUGUAUUAUCUUUCUUAAUGCCUACAGUCCUUUCCUUUUACGCAUCCUACACAUUAGUAUGGAUGACAGCAGUUUACAUUUCUGUAUUUUUAAACUCAGCCAUUGGCCUUAUUAAUCAUUUCCCAUUGUUUGCAUUCUUACUUAGAAUUAAGGAUCCAAAACGUUUACCAGGUGGAAUCCUUUUAUUACCAAAAUACCACAAAAAUGGAAGGGUAAUACUGAAAUUACAUAACAAUCCUUUAAGCGUUCCAGCGAUGUUUAACCCAUUUUCACACUCCUUAGGGAAGAUUAAAGAAUACUAUUUUUCUACAGUUACAUUCAAAAAUAUGUUAAGUGGAACAUCGAUUAAAGUUCAAUUUAAUGAAUUAUAUGACAUUCUAUAUCUGUCUUUACCCGAAGAGCCGAUAGAUAUCUCUCAGAUACUGUCUAAAUUAAAGGAAAGACUUCCUCGUUAA
Molecule: messenger RNA, 1833 nt
Organism: Maudiozyma saulgeensis
Lineage: Eukaryota; Fungi; Ascomycota; Saccharomycetes; Saccharomycetales; Saccharomycetaceae
Source: the annotation of a GenBank genome assembly